This is a messenger RNA of Paracoccidioides brasiliensis Pb18, 924 nucleotides long. RefSeq names its product protein transporter SEC13. The transcript is spliced from 6 exons. Gene Ontology annotation, cellular component: nuclear pore outer ring; COPII vesicle coat. Gene Ontology annotation, biological process: COPII-coated vesicle budding; positive regulation of TOR signaling; protein import into nucleus. Gene Ontology annotation, molecular function: structural molecule activity; protein binding. The record is from RefSeq and is a predicted model, not a curated record. Bases 1 to 924 code for a protein of 307 amino acids.
AUGGCGCAAGUUAUAACGAAUUCUGGACACGAUGACAUGAUCCAUGAUGCAGCGUUAGACUAUUACGGUCGCAGACUGGCAACGUGUUCGUCAGACAAAACAAUCAAGAUCUUCGAGGUAGACGGCGCCGCUCACAGAUAUCUCGAGACGCUGAAAGGACACGAGGGAGCAGUAUGGUGUGUUUCUUGGGCGCAUCCCAAAUUCGGAACAAUUCUAGCCUCUUCCUCCUACGACGGCAAAGUCCUCAUAUGGCGGGAGCAAGCCUCAAGCACCGCCUCCACAUCCCCUGGCACCUCCUGGUCCAAAGUCUUCGACUUCUCCCUGCACACCGCUUCCGUCAACGCCAUAUCAUGGGCGCCCCACGAGAGUGGAUGUCUGCUCACCUGUGCUUCAUCUGACGGCAACGUCAGCGUGCUCGAGUUCAGCGACAACAGCUGGACCCACCAAAUCUUUCAUGCACAUGGUAUGGGAGUCAAUUCUGUCAGUUGGGCACCCGCCGCGGCUCCUGGAUCUAUCAUUAGCGCGAAUCCCAGCGUAGGACAGUUGCGUAGAUUUGUGACUGGUGGGAGCGAUAAUCUCGUAAAGAUAUGGGAAUACAACCCGGAAAGCAAGACCUACGCAAUGGUCAAGGUGUUGGAAGGCCACACAGACUGGGUUCGCGACGUGGCCUGGUCGCCUAGCAUCCUCUCCAGAUCCUACAUCGCCUCCGCUUCCCAAGAUAAAACCGUCCGCAUCUGGACAUCCGACCCAACGAACCCAGCCGAGUGGACUAGCCAGCACCUCGAGUUCGAUAGUGUCUUGUGGCGUGUCAGCUGGAGUCUGAGUGGGAAUAUUUUGGCUGUCAGCGGUGGUGAUAAUAAAGUAAGCUUGUGGAAGGAGAGUUUGAAAGGGCAGUGGGAGAAGGUGAAGGAUAUCGAGGAGUGA